Molecule: messenger RNA, 5839 nt
Organism: Schistosoma margrebowiei
Lineage: Eukaryota; Metazoa; Platyhelminthes; Trematoda; Strigeidida; Schistosomatidae
Source: the annotation of a GenBank genome assembly
AUAACCCAUCGGCUGUGUUUGCGCGAGCGGCAUUUUGAGUAGACUGGAGAUUUAGAAGUAUUAGGACUCAUUGCUUAUGACGUUACUAACACCGUUUCCGCUUCUGAAUAAACGCCAAUAAUACGCGCUACAGUGAUGCAUAAUCUCGAUUUCGAAUAUGAAGAGCCCGUUGAAAAACGUUUUGAAGACCUCUGUCAAGAUUUAUGUAUAGAUGGAUCUGUUAGAGAGGAAGCUUGGGAAAAGUACAAAGGUAAAUAGAUAAAUUUUUUGAUUUAACAAGAUGUUUGGGCAAAUUAUUCGAUUGAUGGUGAUCAAAUCCAGUGGCUUGUUUGUUCCCUCUAUGAAUGUUGUCGCCGUUGUCUAUCAGACGGGAUUUCUGGACAUGUCGAUAACGCCUAUAUAUCUCUGUCGCGAUUGUUAUCUGCAGCCAAAAUGAGUAUGGUUCAGGCAUGUUGCUCUUACUAAUUAAUCUGUACAGUUCUUUCAUCGUAUUAGGAAAUGGGCUGACAUGACUGACAUGCUGGAUGAUAUGAGAGAUCGCAUCGAGCUUAUUGAACGUCAGUUCUCCGUUUCAUCGGUGAUAUUUCGUAAUUUUGGCCGGUCGUUUGGGGUAUUAUUUUCUGACACCGAUUACGAAACCAGUCAAAUGCGCCCAACGGGUUCUGACUUGUUCCGGUUUACAUGGCUGCUAUUCAUCAAGUCUCGAGCAAGUUUUCCAGCAGUUACCGAUGAUUUAGUCAAUUCCUAUCACUUACUAGCCUGCUGCUUGGACUGGACUCUUGGUGCAGUUAUGCUUUCCAGAAGACGUGAUUUGAUCAAUAUGGAGCAAAAUGGUUUGCCUAGAGAUUUUUUAACUUCAGUCGCUCAAAACAAAACUUGGUGUCCACCCCAUGAUGAGCCAACUUGUAUGCUACGUCCAAUAUGCGAAGAUAAUGAUGUUAAUUAUGUUGAAUGUAAGACUGUGAAAGAACACUUUUUUCGACCAUUUAUGCUAAGGUUGAUUGAAAAGGUUAGUAUUAUUUAUCUCAGAAGUUAUGCUUUAGUGCAUACCUAUUUCAGAGAAUCAAUUUUGAGUACAGUUAGAUAUUUAAGCGAUUGAAAAUAUAUUUAGCUCAAGCUGGACCUGCCGUGUGAUACAAUAUUUUAAAGAUAUAAGUAUUUUCAGUUAUUAGUACAUCAUAUGGCUUGAUGUGCAAAAAUAACGGUCGCCUAAUUGUAUUGAAUAAUAUAAAUACUUUUGUGUUAUAUGUUAUAUUACUAAAAUAUUUUGGACUUAUGUAGUUUACUAAGUAUAUCGUGAAUGUAAAUCGAGUAUAGAUUUCGAAAUUUACAACUCUGCAGGUUAUAUUCAGUGAUUUUCUAUUCUUUGAGCAAAAGUCAUAAAUUUUGAUGCUAUUCUAAAUAAUUCAUAAGGUUAAACUUACAGUUGUACAUUGCAAAUUUUCUGAUAGUAAAGUAAGCAAAAUUUGAUUUUAAAAUGCUAUUUUUCAUUUGAGAAGUAAUAUGUUCUAUGUAUAUCCAGCCAUCGCCUACCUCGAUUUCCAAACCAAAACAAUGCGUCAGUUCAUAACGUCACUAACCGUUGGUCUAAACCAUAUAGACAAGUGUGGACUAUCUAGUUGGGGCCCUAAAAUACUCUGGUACGGUCGAGGGUAAGGAGAGUUCGCUCUUUCUUGAAGUGCUCUCAUAAGUUCACGAGUAUACAGCCACUGUCAGAAAAGUCCUACUCAUUGCUUUCUCGUGGUAAGGGUGUUGUUUACGAAAUUGAGAGGACGAAAACCGAAAUUCCAGCGCUUUAACCAGAUUGGUGGUCACUGGCUACCAUGGGACUGCAUCUUUUCACGUUGCUCUACUGCCUUGUGGAUUAGACCUCUAGAUCAAAGGCUCCGAGUGUGAUCCUGCUAAGAAAACCACCUGCUUCGGUUUGGUCGCCCGAGUAGUAUCCCAGCCCUCACACCAAUUGAAUGAUUUAUAUGGCGCAUAUCUAUUUGGUGCUAUUUUAUACCAAUGUUUAUAUGUUUAAAUAAAUAGUUAUGUUGGAGUCCAUAAAAUAAUCGCAACCAGUGUUUGGAGACGUUGAAUAGGGGACAGAUACAUAUACUCUAUCUCGUCCCUUAGAUCUUGGGCUUUGAAACUCUUAUGCUUUUUAUCCCACUAGUUCAUUCUCGAACCAUGCUGUCGAUGACUAAUGUUUCUACUUUCAUUAAUACUCUGGCAAUUGUCUUGACAAUUUCAUCUCACUCUGCUGAUAGUGUGUCAAGUCAAACUGCCCCAGUUCCUACUUUGCCCAUGAUUAACCGACUGGUUGAUUCAUUGUAAGAAAACGAAAAAUAUAUGGUAGCUUUUGAUGGGCUUUGCUAAAGAAAGUUAAAUAUAAAAAUAAAUGGUAUUUUCAAGAAAAAAUUCCUACAUACUAUGUUAUACGAAAUAUUCACUUCCUAAUUAUAAGUGGAUUGUCAUUAAUUUUAGGUAUGUUGAUCACAUAAUGAUUCAAGAACGUCAGUUGGAAUCAUUUGAAUGGUGCAUAUUUGUAAAUUUUUAGACUCUAUAGUUUGAUAAUUGUCAUUUCCAUGGAACAGUUUAUACAGGUCCUAUAUUCUGAGCGCAAAUUGUUUACUUGUUUCAUUUUUUUAAAGAUCCAAGUAGCCUCUCACUUGUGAAAAUAUCUAAUCUGUCAUUUCAUUUGCGUAACGUUUUCAAUGUCUACUGUUUAGUCCUAGAAAUAUGUUUUCAAAAUGUGUUGUACAAUAAAUGCAGGCGUUUGCGAUAUUUUUUUAAGGAUUUGAUCAAACUUCACCCUUCAGUUCUCGGGAGUUUAUUAGAACAGGAAAAUUUCGAAAUAACAAUUCAAAAUUUGAACAAUAACUAUGAGGAAUACAUUAUCGGUACGGGGGACUUUGAUGAACGUAUUUAUCUGAGCCCGAAUGCAUCAGAAGAAAUUGGAUCAAUCGGGGAAAGUACUGUUCAGUCUGAUUUUCAUCUACCUGUCGGUCUGACACCAUCUGCGCGCCGAUAUAUGCUCGAAGUUAGUAACUCUGGUUUUGGAGGUUUCACUGAGACUACGCGGCGUGGUAAUGCGAAUGCUGGUGCUAUCAGUCGUCUUAAUGGAGGUGUCAAUUUUAGCAAUCCUGAAGCCCGAAGUCAAAAUCUCAAUCAAUUACAAAUUUUGUUAAAUGGUCGAAACAAUGAGCCAUGUGAAUCUUUAGUCCAUCUUAUCAAUACACAUUGUUCUGUAUCACCACUCUCUACAAUUCGUGAAAGAUUAGAUAAUUUAGGUGAACAAUUUCAACGAGCUUAUGCUGGAUUAAAAUCAAUCAAUAGUAGUGGAGUAACAAUAACACCAACAGCGAAUAAUUUAGCAAUUUCAGCUGCACAACAACGACUACAAUUGUGUUAUCCAUUAUAUUACAUGGCUUUAGAAAAUAUUCUCUUAGAUGAAAUUCGUAGAAUCGAAAAGAAACUGGUUACUACUAAUCCCACUCCACUCUCCAGUUCAAAUAAUUCAAAUAAAACACGCCGUACUCGUCCUGACCUUACCACACUAUUAGCACAAGAUACAUUUCAUCGGGCCUUAUUCAUUUGUUGUAUGGAAAUAGUUAUGUUGAGUUGUGAUCCACCAAACCACCAUUUUCCAUGGAUAUUAGAAGCGUUAAGUCUUGAUUCAGUUCAAUUCUUUAAAGUCGUCGAAGUUUUAGUUCGUAACUUAGAUUUGCCGCGUGAAAUUGUUAAAUAUAUGAAUCAAGUUGUCGAAUAUAUUCUAGAUUCAUAUGCAUGGCGUACAAACUCUUCAAUAUGGUCGGUACUGAAAGCAACCGGACGAGCUCCAUCUAUUGAAGAAGUUAUACCUCCUGAAAAACUUGAUCAAGGUUCUAAUGAUUGUUAUACACGAAAUACCACUGCUAUAUCUCCUGGCCGAAAAUUGUUAACUUCUAAUGUAAUAUCUACCAAAAAUAUAAAACUCUCACCAAAUUCUUAUGCUAAACAACCUCGUCUUACGGGUAGUAACAAUAAUAAUAACAGUAAUAGUAUUACAUCUAAAGUAUCAGUUAGUCGACAACAAAACAUUGAAUUUUCAACAAAUCAACCUGGUAUCUAUCGGCUACUUUCAUCGGGAGUUGAAGAUGAAUCUGCUCAAGCAGCAGCUCAACUACUUGCAAGUGGAGCUACUGAUUCAGUUAACAUAGAUUCUGGUCUUCUUGGAACAUCAGAUGAUGUUGGCAUCAAUCAGGAUAAUGUGAAUAUUGAUGUGAAACCGAUAACAGAGCAAUUAGUUGAUGAUUAUAUUGUUAACACCGCAGUUACUGUGACUAGUGCUACUACCACCGUUAAUAGUAGUAAUAAUAGUACUGUUGUUACAUCUCUAACGUCUGGUCCCGGCAAUACAAUUAAUUAUUUCCCUAUUCGACAUGAUUCAAUUGCCAUAUUUUUUCGACAAACAUAUCAAAUGGCCAGUUUACGUUUAAGAGAUUUAUGCGAACGUUUAAGUCUUACUCGUGAACUUAUGGCAAAAAUUUGGACAUGUAUAGAACAAGUAAUUGUGCAUGAAACUGAAUUGCUUAGAGAUCGCUGUAUAGACCAAGUUAUAAUGUGUUGCAUUUAUGGUAUAUGCAAACUUGUUCUCUAUCGUCCGCUUACAUUUGUUGAUAUAGUUCAGGUGUAUAGAAUGCAACCUCAAUCUUAUCGAGAUAUAUAUCGUCGUGUACUUAUCAACAGAGUUUCUUAUGGUCGUGGCAAUACUGAAGAACGCGGUGAUUUGUCUCGAUUUUACAAUGUUAUAUUUUUACCACAAAUGAAAGACUUCAUUAAAAAGGCAGCAUCUGUACGUUCUACAUAUAAUGAAACGGAUCCUAAUUGUCGAACAGGACAUCAUUCAUUAGGCUCUGAUUCAUUAUCAACCGAUAAUAACACUGUAUUGAAUCAAUGGACGCUUCAUCCAUCAUUAUCCCCAAUGCCUAUUCUCGUAAACAAUUUAGCUUCAAAUUCUGCUGCGGCUCUCAAUUUAGGUCUUGACCCAACAACUACAUCGGGAGAUAUAAUACAAGCUAGACGUUUAGCCAGUAAUCGUAAUAUAUUCAUCAGUCCAGUUAAACAACAAGUAAACCUAUCUCCGAAAAAAGUCAUUUUUACAGUUGGCCGAAGUACUGGUAAAGAUUUACAAGAUGUUAAUCUAAUGAUAAGCUCUGCUGAACGUCGUGCAUCAAUGGCCAAUUUAACAAUGGGCUUAAAACGUCCAGCAGGUGGUGGCAGUACAACAACUACAUAUGUUGCUAAUUCAUCUCCAUUCACAGUCACUUCUGGAACAAGUUCAUCACGUACAGUUACAUUAGUUGGACCAAGUGGAUUCACUACAAAACGAAUAGAUUUUGAUAUGUGAACAUUAACUCAAUCGACAUUGUAUUAUUAUUAUUAUUAUUACUGCUAUUUUAUUAUACCUGCAUUUUUUCUUUGAAAAAAACAAAAACAAAAAUUGAACAUUCACUAAUUCAUUGUGUGUUUUUUUUAAAAAUUAUCUUUGUAUUAUUAUCUGUGAAUAAACAAUAUCUAUAUAAAUUAUACCAAGAAUUUUCAAAAAAAAAACCAUUACUUUUUGCUGUAAACAUUUUUUUCAUAUUGAAGAAUGAUUCUUGUACAUAGUAGAAAUAAUAAUAGUAAUAAUAUUUAACUCUAGUAUAUUAUUAUAGCGUUUCUUGUAUGCAUAGUGUUUGUAUUGGUCGGUUAUUAUUAUUGUUUUUCUUAUUAAUUGUUUUAUCAGAUCUAGGAGGGGGGGAGUAUUUGUCUUAUGAUGAUUUUUAAUCUGUUUUCUUUAAAAUGUAUUUUAUUUGAAUAAAAGGGAAAGAGC